UUCCCCUUCCUUCCUCCCACCCUCGAUUGCACAUGACUAUGAUAAUGACACCUGUCAAUUCUCGAUUCAAAGGAAUUCUGUGAGUAAUAAGUGUAGUAAUCACUGGAAUCGUUUAUCAGUAGGAGUUACAACAGAGUUCCAGCUCCGCGUUUCAACUGAAUUGCAGUUAAGUUUCAGUCAUGCAGUCUGCAUCUUCCAAUAUCGUCGCAAAUAACUGGGAGGAAGUGGAUAGCAAAGAAAUUACAAACCUUGUCUCCGAAACAAACGGCCGAAAAGAAAACGCUUUACGUGUAAAGGAAGAUGUACUUCUUCAUCACUUGGAUAUCAGCAUUGUAGAGGCCGAAAAACGCAUAAAUGGACCAUUGACACUGAAAGAAUACUACUCUGUUUACCUAAUCGAGACAAAGGCCAAUGACAAAAAUUGGAGAGGUGGACUUUCUCCUACUGGUUCGGUAUGGAGACGUUACAGUGAGUUUGAAUUGUUGAGGUUUCAGUUGGAAAACAAAUAUCCAGAGGUUAUUAUUCCACCUCUGCCUGAGAAAAAAGCCUCAUUUACGAGACAAAAUCAAAGUAGUGAUAACAUCGAUCCUGUUUUCGUCGAUCGUCGAAGAGUAGGAUUGGAGAACUUCCUCUUACGCGUUGCCUCCCACCCCGUUUUAUGUCACGACCAAGUCUUGCUCAAGUUUUUGCAGUCAGACCGAGAAUGGUCGGAUCUCGAUGUAAAUGCAGAUGGCGGGAAAUAUGUUCAACAGGCCGAAUUUAAAUUGAAGUCUAUCAGUACUGCUUUGAGACUGAAGAAGCCGGAUGAGAAUAUCGAAGAAAUCCGCCAUUAUAGUUCAGAAUUACAGUCGUCGUUAGGAAACCUGUUGAGGCUUCGUGUACGUCUAGCAGAUCGCCUCUUUGCUAUUCAUAAGUUGCAUGCUAACUAUGGACGAGUUUUCAGCGAAUGGAGUGCCUUGGAGAAAACGAUGGGAGAUGGUCUACAGAAAGCUGGACAUUACAUGGAUUGUUACGCCGCAGCCAUUGAUUCCCACAUGGAAGAGGAAGAUAUUGUUGCCGAUCAGUUGAAAGAAUAUCUUUAUUUUGGGCAAGCACUGCAAGGUCUCUGCAGCCGACAUCAAAUGGCUCAACUUGAAGUUGAGAAAGCCGAGUCUCACCUCACUAUGCAGCAGUACAACAAGAGCAGAGCGGUGGGUCAAGAUGGUUAUCUCACCAAACUUUGGGGUAAGUGGACUGGAACGACCGAAACACCAGAUGAUAGGCAGGCCAAAAUUGAGACCAUUGAACGAAACAUCGAUGAAGCUCAAGUUUUAGUUCAAACAGCAUCAACACAACUUAGUCAAUUUUCCAAGCAAGCCGCAAAUGAGGUUGACCGCUUUCAUCAGCACAAAAACGCUAAUCUGCAAGAAUCAUUGGCUAAUUACGUUAUACUCCAAAUGAAAUUAUCCAAAUUGGGCCUGCAAACUUGGAAACAUGUCAAAGAAGCCCUGGAUGAGCUGCCUUGAGAACUGAUUGCCUGCUGAACUACUUCUUUCGUCUGUGAUUCUGUCUCGCCUCACAAAUCCACUUUCUCAGCUGAUAAUCUUGCAUAAUCGAUUUGUUAUAGGAGAUGUUGUCUUUAUAUUCUCUCGGCUACCUUUUUUUGCCCACCUUUUCAUUCCUAAUGUGUUCGUGUGCUCUUCUAAACUGUCUAGCCUUUGAUAUUUUGUCUUCGAUGUCACCAGAAUCCAUGUACACAGAUUUACCGCAACUCCAUAA
Molecule: messenger RNA, 1758 nt
Organism: Daphnia carinata
Lineage: Eukaryota; Metazoa; Arthropoda; Branchiopoda; Diplostraca; Daphniidae
Product: sorting nexin-4-like
Exons: 8
Coding region: 180-1505 (441 amino acids)
Biological process (GO): protein transport
Molecular function (GO): phosphatidylinositol binding
Source: RefSeq, a predicted model, not a curated record